Messenger RNA from Drosophila novamexicana, 1431 nucleotides. RefSeq names its product DNA translocase FtsK (gene Cpr100A). The record is from RefSeq and is a predicted model, not a curated record. Bases 137 to 847 code for a protein of 236 amino acids. Gene Ontology annotation, cellular component: chitin-based extracellular matrix. The transcript is spliced from 3 exons. Lineage: Eukaryota; Metazoa; Arthropoda; Insecta; Diptera; Drosophilidae. Gene Ontology annotation, molecular function: structural constituent of chitin-based larval cuticle.
UGUCGCUCUCGUUAUAUUUAAAACUCCUUGUUAACGGACUAAAUAACGUAUAGGCGCCAAAUCGCGUGUGAUAUCGAUUCCGAUUCUCAGAGCGCGCAGUUUACGUAGUAGCUUUUCAAGGAUAACCCACACAAAAAUGUUUCGCUUUCUCGCAUUAACCACACUCGUGACCCUGGCAGUGGGCCAGAACUAUCACCAGGAUCCGAAAACGGCGGCCAUCAUCAGUGAGCAGCGUUAUUUGUCCGGCGAUGGUAAAUUCGGUGCCGCCUACACACAGGAAGAUGGCAUCAACUUUAAAGAGGAGACAGACGCCGAUGGCACACGCCAUGGCAGCUACAGCUAUGUGGAUCCCUCCGGACAGCGUCGCACCAUCUCCUACACCGCGGGCAAGAAUGGCUUCCAAGCGUCUGGUGAUCAUUUGCCAGUGGCACCACCCGCACCACCACAGCCCGUGCCCACCGCCGGCUACCAGCCACAGUCACAGUACCAGCCGCAGCAGUACCAGGCCCCAGCACAACAGCCCUCUUUCCGCAGCAACGACUAUGAUGAUGGCUCCUAUGAUCCUCGCUACAAUGAUCCCUCUUUUGGCCAGCAGCAGCAGUCUUAUCAGCAGCCCGCGCCUCAGCCGCAGUACCGUCCCGCGCCGGCGCCAGUACAGCCCACUUACAAUCCGGCUCCACAGCCCGCCUACCAGCAGCCCGCCCCGCAGCCACAAUACCAUCAGCCACAGCAGCAGGCUGCCUACUAUCCGACGACCACGCCCAAUCCUCACCGCUUCUCACCGCCCGGCAAGCUGUCGCUGAACCGCACGCCCGACGGUUUCACCUACUCCUUCAACAAGGUCUAAGCGAUGGAGAGAGAACCACAUAGAUUGAGCUUGUUUCUAUUGUAAUGUUACGUAAUCUUUCAUUUAUUCUCACCCAACACGAAACACUCCUAUGUCUAUCUGUAACCCUCUCUUUCUCCAUGUCUCUCUCAAAUUCUGUUUCAUUCUACCGCUUUCUUUUCCCAACUCUCAACCACUUACUGCUGUUCCAGUUCUUACCUUCAUCAAAACUCUUUUGUGAUAUGUUUGAGAAUGAAAGUAAAAGUGCUGCAAAAAUUCUGCACUAUUUUAACCUAUAUAUAUAUACAUAUACAUAUAUAUAUAUCUAUAUAUGUCGUAUCUCCUAUCUACGAUCUUGUAUGUAGUGUGUCUAGCAGUUUUUUGUUUGUAAUUUAUAAAUACUCCUCAAUGCUGUUAAAUCCAAUUCUACUCUCCUAAUGUGAAGCGAAACCAAUAAAUUUGUAAGUGUGUUUGCGGUCGAUGAAGACGUUGAUCAAUUGAAUUUCAAAAAUCUUUUAAUGCUAGAUUGUAAUACCCAGCACGGGCCAUGGGACGUAUAAGCAAUAUAUGCAUAUUGUAUCAUAAACAACAUUUGUAUAGAGUUU